AUGGUAAGGAAAUGGAUCCGCUGGUGGGAGGAGGAGGGUUCUGUGAAAACGAAGCCUCGAUGUGGGAGGCCACGUGCAACCUCGCCCAGGAUAGAUGCCCUGAUUGUAGCAGCUGCUGAAAUGCAUUCUAUGAGGACAUCUGCACAACAUACUGAACAUUUGGGGUUAAAUUGCAAUCCCAUGACCUUGAGAUGCAGACUCCAUGAAGCCAGGAUUCACAGUCAUAUCCCAGCAUACAAAGGAUGGCUCACUCCUGCACACAAGAAAUGUCGCCUUGGGUUUGCUCUGAAACAUCUUCCGCAUGAGGAAAAUUACUGGAGAAUUGUCAUCUUUACUGAUGGAAAGGUGUUUCAGUCCGUGGCAGCCCGAGUUAGGCAUUGCUGGCGGCGGCCUAACACGUACUAUCAGGAGAAUCACAUACAUCACCGAGCAAUGAGUGGCAGAGUGGCAGUAUCUUUCUGGGGAUGGAUGUGGGCAUAUGGUCCUGGUGAGCUUGUCAAGAUCGAUGGCCGCUUCACGGGAGAGAAAUACAUCAAAAUCCUUGAGGAAGUGUUCCUUCCAACAGUUCGGGCUAUAGCAGUUUCCUGCUCCUGGUGUAUUACAGUUGGUCCAUGA
Macrobrachium nipponense is the source of this 615-nucleotide messenger RNA. RefSeq lists its product as uncharacterized. Gene Ontology annotation, molecular function: DNA binding. Bases 1 to 615 code for a protein of 204 amino acids. Lineage: Eukaryota; Metazoa; Arthropoda; Malacostraca; Decapoda; Palaemonidae. The transcript has a single exon. The record is from RefSeq and is a predicted model, not a curated record. Gene Ontology annotation, biological process: DNA integration; DNA transposition.